GUGACUUCAACUCUACAACAUGUUCACCAAAGAACAAACACGUCAGUCGAAACUUCGUUACAAGUAUUCUGAUCCUUAUCGCAUCCACACUUGGCAAUUAUACAUAUGAUGGCACAGCCGCCAGCCAAGUCAGUGGCCGUAAUUGGAGCGGGCGCAGCGGGCGCUGUCACCGCAGCAGCUUUAUUGUCUGAAGCUGCAUUCGAGAUUAUACGCGUUUUUGAGCGACGGGAAACUCCAGGAGGCACAUGGAUCUAUGACCCAGAUCCUGGCGAGAAUGUGACUCUAAAGCCGGGCAAGUUACCAUUGGAAAUAGACCCGCCAUUGCAGCUACCUUCACACCUGCCCGUAGACACGCCUCCAACGACUCAACAUCGAUGGAGCAAGACACCAAUCUAUUCUGAGCUAACAACAAAUGUCCCUGACAUCGCCAUGUCCUUUUCAGACGAUCGCUUCGCUUAUGGGCCGUUCGUACCACAUUGGGUGGCCAAGCAGUAUAUUCAAGAUUACUUUGCCCGCCACCAGACUGAUAAGCUGCUGUCAUUGGAGACUACUGUAGAGGAUGUCUCCAAGAUCUUUUCCAAGCAAAACGGCUCCCGGGAAAGAUGGCGUUUGACGCUGCGGCGGUUCGACGCAGUCAGACAUGUUGAUGUUUGGUGGCAGGAGGACUUUGACGCCGUAAUCAUUGCAAACGGUCAUUACUCUGUCCCAUAUAUACCAGAAGUUAAAGGACUCGAAGAUUUCCUUGCAGCAUUUCCUGAUCGCGUUUCGCAUUCAAAAUCUUAUCGAGUGAGCUCUUUAUACGCCAAUAAACGAGUCGUCGUAGUUGGGAAUUCAGCAUCUGGUCACGAUAUCACUACACAACUAGUCCAAUCAGGCCUCACCCAAGCGCCGGUAUAUCAAUCACGACGCUCUCGAUCUCGCUGGGAUGGUGAUCAUCCGCCUAACGGUGUCGAGUGGAAACCUACUAUUGUCGAGUAUCGCACGUCUACAAACGAGAUCGUCUUUGAUGACGGUACAGUGCUCAACGAUGUUGAUGCUGUCAUCUACUGUACAGGCUAUAAGCCCUCGUUCCCAUUCUGGAAUUCAAAAGCCAAUGGCGGGCCCAUCUUCGACUAUCGCGAGAACCGGAUCCUGGGAUCUUAUCAGCAUACGUUUUUGCAGAAAUACCCCUACAGCAUCGCUAUCGUCGGACUCCCUCGCGUAUUGACUUUCCGCUCUUUCGAGUAUCAAGCAGUUGCUAUCGCUCGUCUCUUUUCAGGCCGAUCCUCAAAACCACUUCCAUCCAUUUCGGAGAUGCGCGAGUGGGAAAAGGAUCGCGCCGGCCUUGUAAAGAGGGAAAGGCGAAAGUUCCACGACAUUCAAUGGGAAAACGGCGAAACUAUGGAAUGGUUAAGUUUCCUGUACGAAUUGGCGGGGCUGCCUAAACUUGAAGGCGAAGGACGAUACCCGCCAGUUUUGGACGAGAAAACGAGAUGGGCUAUCAAACAUGUUAGAAAGUAUCCAGAGCCUGGGAAUAAAGAGAGUGAAGACAAUGAAGGGUGGGUUCUGGUUAACAAAGAGGAAACCCGCAAGGAUAUUCUGCAUUUCAUCUAGGAUUUAGACCAUGGAGCGACAUUUGAAGAUGUUCAAGCUUUAUAAC
Aaosphaeria arxii CBS 175.79 is the source of this 1639-nucleotide messenger RNA. RefSeq names its product putative dimethylaniline monooxygenase. NCBI's taxonomy places the organism in Eukaryota, Fungi, Ascomycota, Dothideomycetes, Pleosporales. Bases 106 to 1593 code for a protein of 495 amino acids. The transcript is spliced from 5 exons. Gene Ontology annotation, molecular function: N,N-dimethylaniline monooxygenase activity; NADP binding; flavin adenine dinucleotide binding. The record is from RefSeq and is a predicted model, not a curated record.